This is a messenger RNA of Zasmidium cellare ATCC 36951, 885 nucleotides long. RefSeq lists its product as uncharacterized. Lineage: Eukaryota; Fungi; Ascomycota; Dothideomycetes; Mycosphaerellales; Mycosphaerellaceae. The transcript has 2 exons. Gene Ontology annotation, cellular component: nucleus. The record is from RefSeq and is a predicted model, not a curated record. Bases 1 to 885 code for a protein of 294 amino acids.
AUGGGCAAAAGAAAAGCAGCAGCCGACGCCCAAACCCCCUCCAAAGACAAAAUGGAAAUCGACGGCGAAGAAGACUCCAGCGACGAGGACAUCGACCUCCUCAACGUCGACUUCGAAUGGUUCGACCCGCAACCGGCCGUGGACUUCCACGGCCUCAAGACGCUCCUCCGCCAACUCCUCGACGUCGACAACCAACUCUUCGACCUCUCCGAACUCGCCGACAUGAUCCUCGCACAGCCCCUGCUGGGCAGCACGGUGAAAUGUGAAGGGAACGAAAGUGACCCCUACGCGUUCUUGACCGUCCUGAAUAUGCACUCGCACCGGGAGAAGAACGUCAUUAAGCAACUAACAAACUACAUUCUUUCACGCUCCAAAGCCUCUAACGAUGAUGGGAACCUGCACGAGCAACUGCAGAAACUGCUCUCCCCAGACUCGGACGCGCAAGUCGGCUUGAUCCUAAACGAACGUUUCAUCAACAUGCCGCACCAAAUCGUGCCGCCCAUGUACAACAUGCUGCUCGAAGAAAUCCAGUGGGCGCUGCAGGACAAGGAGCCGUAUCAGUUUUCGCACUACCUCGUCAUUUCCAAGACGUACACCGAAGUCGCGUCGAAGCUGGACGCGGAGGAGAAUCCGCCGUCGAAGAAGAGCAAAGCGGGCGCGAAGCCCGAGGUGUUUUAUUUCCAUCCGGAGGACGAGGUGUUGAGGAAGCAUGCGGUGGGGGUGGCGGAGUAUGAUUUUGAGACGCAGACCGAGGAUGGGGCGAGUGACGCGAAGAGGGCAUUUCAGGAGUUGGGAGUGAAGUCGCAGGGACAUUUGAUUUUGAUGGAGGGGAAGAAGUUUGAGGGUGCGGUGAAGGCUGUUGGUGAGUAUUUGAGUGGAGAGUAG